AUGGGUGGCUAUCUUCGUUCAUCAGUGGAAGGAGUACCUGGGGCCGUGAGAGGAGAGACCCUACCCUGGGAGCAAACAAAGGCCGUUGGCGAUGUGUUUGUUGGCCCACUUUCGUUCUCAGUAAAUGGAGAGCUGGUUGCAGCUGAAAAAGCAGAGGAUGCUGUCAUGUGGAAGGAGCAGCGCGAGCAGGUGGGCGCCGCGGCCCCGCCUCCCCGUCCCGGCGGCGGCCGCACGGUGCACGGCGUGCAGCCCGGCCAGGGAGCGGCGCGGGCGGCGGGCAGCGGGCCGCCUGAGCCACUGCGGAGCGCUAGCCUGGCGGCGGCUCAGGACUUGAGGACCAGGACGGCGGGCGGGACAGAGCCGGAGCAGCGCCGCCUCUUCCCCCCAAGCGCAGAGGCCCCCAGACUGAAGAAGGACGCGCCCCAAGGUCGGAGUGCACUGUUGGCAGAUAUUCAGCAAGGGACUCGCUUAAGGAAAGUCACUCAGAUCAAUGACCGAAGCGCCCCCCAGAUCGAAAUUUCGAAAGGAGCCAAUAAAGAAAGCGGAGGUGCUCCUGGGAAUUCCCGAGGGUGCAACCCACCGGCCCUGGGAGGCCUGUUUGCAGGUGGCUUUCCUGUGCUGAGGCCAGCGGGCCAGAGGGACGGCUCAGGUGGUGGGUCCAGAGCUCCGUCCCCUCGGCUUCCCACGAAGAGCAUCAACGCUCCGCUGAACCCCCCUGCGUCUCCGAGACUGGGCAAUGCAUCGGACACCUCGGCCCUCUGCAGAUCUGUCCCUCCCCGCCCCAACGUGCCCGCCCCUCCUCCUCCCACCACCCCUCCCCCGCCUCCUCCUCCCCUCCCUCCAGCCGUGGUUCUCUCUGCCAUUGGCAAGCCCCCCCUCGUCUCCCCCCCGGCUCUGAUGACCAAAACGUCCGCCCAGAUAGUGCCGCCCCCUCCCCCCACCAUGGCCCCCCCACCUCCUCCCCCAACGCCCCCUCCUCCCCCGCCACCUGUGCAGGGCGAGAAGGCGGCGAAGCCCACGAUCGGGCCGCUGCACCUGCCCCCUCCUCCGCCCCCUCUGCCCCUUGUUCCCCCCUGUGGCUUUCCUGGGCCAGUUUCAGAGGCUUCUGCUCCCAGCCCUCCUCCGCCAGACCUUCGGGAUCCCCCCCUCCCCGCCUCCACCCCCUCCACCCCUCCCUCUCUAUUCCUGCCCUUCCCCAGAUCAUCUUUGUCCCCGACGUCCCUGCCAGGCUCCAAUGGCGGCAGUGAUUCUGCCCCUCCGCUUCCACGCAAGUCCCCUAAUGCCAGCUUGCAGUCCGUGCCCCUUCCACCCACCCCCCCAGCCUCCCAGUCCACCAUACUGGUGCAGAAGAAGAGGCCUGGCAGAGGGGCAGGGACUGGCGGCGGGAAGCUGAAUCCACCCCCAGUUCCCCCAGCAAGGUCCCCCACGACAGAACUGUCCAGCAAAAGUCAGCAGGCCCUGGCCUGGGUGGGCACACCACAGCCUGGAGCCCCCUUGAGGAAUGGAAACUUCCACAUCACAGAUGACUUUGAGUCCAAGUUUACUUUUCACUCUGUAGAAGACUUCCCCCCUCCUGAUGAGUACAAGCCCUGCCAGAAGACAUAUCCCAGCAAGGUCCCCAGAAGUCCAACUCCAGGUUCCUGGCUCCCAACAGAAACAACUGGCCGGGGCAGUGAGGACACCAAGGGCCGAAACUCUCAGCUACCACUGAAAACUCUACGGUAAGAAGACAAAUGAAGUCAAAGUCCCAUCAUCAUGCCCUGGUCUGUAUAGCAGGAUGGAGGAACUGUCCAAGAAUGCCAUCAGCAACCACACCAAACUCAAGCUUUUGUUUUUCAUCUGACAAGCAAGUUCAGCAGCAAGCCCUUAUUUAUUAUAGUUAGGUUGUUUGCACAGGCUUGGAAUCAGUGUUGUAGCUGUCUUUAUUUUAGCGAUUUAUUUUUGAAAUGUGCCCAGAUUGUGGCAGCCCAUUUGUCUCAGUUAAUACAAAGAGCCUGAUUAGUGGUAUUGGAGAGAGGGCAUUUACUCCUCUCCCUGUUCAGUGUUCAUUCUAUGACUGUAAAUAGCCCCGGGGGCUGGCCCUUCCAUGUCUUGAGUCAUCUUUAGAGAAGUGUGAGCUAGUCCCCCUAUUCAAGAGUACAUGGUGACUCAUCGAUGAUGUGAUUUCAUAGUCUAAUUGCACCAGCUAGGUAAUGAAACCAAAAAAUGCCUUACAGAAUGGAGAACAAACAGUGUACCCACACUAGAGCACAUGGGUUCGCCCGUUAGCAUGGCAUGACCAGAAUGUCCUGGCUCUCUACCCUUUCUCCCCCUUUCCCUUGGAUUUUCAACAUGUGGAUUUUGUUGCCUAAUGUAAAUAUGACCCUUAAUAAAAAAAAAAAAAGGAGAGGAGGGAUUUUGUUUCCA
Molecule: messenger RNA, 2406 nt
Organism: Phascolarctos cinereus (koala)
Lineage: Eukaryota; Metazoa; Chordata; Mammalia; Diprotodontia; Phascolarctidae
Source: RefSeq, a predicted model, not a curated record